Messenger RNA from Phytophthora infestans T30-4, 1380 nucleotides. RefSeq lists its product as uncharacterized. Bases 1 to 1380 code for a protein of 459 amino acids. Lineage: Eukaryota; Oomycota; Peronosporomycetes; Peronosporales; Peronosporaceae. The record is from RefSeq and is a predicted model, not a curated record. The transcript has 2 exons.
AUGGAAGGAGGCUAUUACGUCCAAGUGGCUUUACGCAGUAUGGCCAAACACAUCCAACCUGUCUCCGAGACGUCGAUUGAUGAGGUCAAGCAACCCGAUCGACGCUGGGCUAGACAGAAGACGACCACCUACGGGGCCUACGCGGCAUCCCGAGCGUCGUCGCGUACAGGGUCUCGUAUUGGCUCACGGCUCGGAGGAUCAAAAGUCUCACCGUCAGCUCGUAAAGGGCACAAGAUGUCGCUGGGUUUUGGUCCAAAUAGCGGAGAUUUUAUGAAUACAUCGUGGAUAGAAAGCCCCGAAUCCAACAACAAUUCUCCGUGGCUCUCUUCGUCUUCUCUAGUGGUCAACACCGCGAGAGGCGCUGUCGAUUAUGUUGAGAUGCAACGAAGAGCUGACAUCGAACGGGACUUGAGCACUCGUGAGUCUGUUCGUCGCUCCAAUGAUGAGAUCAACCGCAAGAGCGACGUUCGAAUAAAACUGCGGUCUCUAGCUGAUCCAACAAUCUCUCUUGAAAAGGAGGAGGCCAUGAUAGCGGCACUAGGAGCGGAAGCACAGCGCUCACGUCUGCGGCAGAGUCGAAAAGGAACUCGAGGUAAAGCCCCAGGAAUUCCUCCACCCACGCUGUCUCCUUUGAGCGGGACACGUGUGGGAACGAAGGGAGCGAACCUAUCGCCACUCGACUCCAAUGAGACCAUGACUUUCCGAACAGAAGACUACAAAGGGCUCUCUUCAGACGUCGUACUUUAUGGAAAUAGUGGUGAGCUUUUGGUCUCUCAGAAUUGCUUCGUUGUAGAGCACAAACUGCGCCAGGAACUUCUGUACGAUCUACAUACCCGAGGAGUGAUUCAACCACGUAUCAAACUUGCGGCAAUACCGAAGACAGAAGAGGACGUCAAGAUCGGGAAACACUCGGCGGUUACUAAGCAAAUUCGCUCACCUACACGACUGCGUUCACCGUUACUUAACCAUGGCCCAAACAUCAGUGGGUUUAAUGAUCAGAUCGGAUCUUUUGAGUCGUCGGCAAGUCCCAUGUUUAACUUUCAGGGCGUACCUCUCGCUAAGGGUGUCGCGUUGAAGCCUCCUGAUGCUUCAUUAACGCAGCCUUCCAAUGGCCAGAAUGCAGCACAGCCCAAGGCGCCGAAGAAGAAUUUUACACCAGAAAGUCUACCGACCACCAAGCUUGAGACUAAUCUCAGUCCGUUAAUCAAGGCACCAGGUGGCAACAAGAGUGCAUUGCUGGGUGACUCGAGUCUUCAGGCACAGAACACUAGACCGACUGACGUCUCAUUGGUUGCAAGUGUUCAAUCUUCUCGUACUCUAAAACUGGAGCGCAGUGUUGGAAGUCCUGUACAAGUACUACCGAAGCAUGUCGUACGUUGA